Messenger RNA from Scophthalmus maximus (turbot), 3546 nucleotides. Its product is annotated as protein phosphatase 1H-like. The transcript is spliced from 10 exons. The record is from RefSeq and is a predicted model, not a curated record. NCBI's taxonomy places the organism in Eukaryota, Metazoa, Chordata, Actinopteri, Pleuronectiformes, Scophthalmidae. Gene Ontology annotation, molecular function: protein serine/threonine phosphatase activity. The coding region runs from base 329 to 1927 and encodes 532 amino acids. Gene Ontology annotation, biological process: protein dephosphorylation.
CUCGGCGUAUUUCCGCGUUGACGGCGGCCGAGCUGUUAUCAGUGACUGUCCAUGGGGGCGCGCAGGGUUUCACCUGAAGCAUCACCGCCGUCUUCGUCGCAGCUGGACCCCCGGUGGUCGGCCGAUGUCUCCGCGCCGAAUGAAUGAACCCGUAACCGUCUGAGGGAUUUUCCUCCUCCUCCUCCUCCUCCUCCUCCUCCUCCUCUUCAUCUCCACCGCCGGAGCGCGCCGUCGAACCAGCGCGGCCGAGCUGGGGGGAAACCCGGGCAAAGGGAGCCGCGGCGCCGCGCACCGGCCGACGGCCGCUCCGCCGCGUCGCGCCGCCAACAUGCUGACGCGGGUCAAGUCCGCCGUGGCCGGAUUCAUGGGCGGCAUCGUGGGCGGCGGCGGCUCCGGCGGCUCCGGCGGCGCGGGGGGCAACACCGGCUCCGAGCUGCCGCUGAAGUUCCCGUACAGGCGGCCCGAGUUCCUCGGCCUGUCCGCGGACGAGGUCGAGUGCUCCGCGGAUCACAUGGCGCGGCCCAUUCUAAUCCUGAGGGAAACCAGGAGAUUGCCGUGGGCCACCGGAUACGCCGAGGUGAUUAACGCCGGUAAGAGCGCGCUGAACGAGGACCAGGCGUGCUGCACGGUGGUCGUGGCCAGGAGGAGGCCAAUGAGCUACUGCCCCCCCUCGACGCCCAGCAAGACCCCCACCGCCAAGAGACGCAUCUCCCUGCCCAACGGAGAGGGCCUCGGGCUCCAAGUGGAGCCCAGCAAGCUGGAGGAAGACAGUGAAGGGCUGGUGUUCCACUACUGGGCCUUGUUCGAUGGCCACGCUGGUUCCGGCGCAGCGGUUGUCGCCUCCCGCAUGCUGCAGCACCACAUCGCCUGCCAGCUCCAGGCCGUGAUCGAGAUCCUGCACAACCUGGCCUCCCCGCCUCCCACCCUGCUGGGGGAGGAGCCCGACAGCAACCCCUACCUCCAGGGAAACACCCCCGGCCCCCACCGAGCACUGACCCGGGCCGCUUCGCUGCGCGGGGCCGCGGGUGCGCCCGGCUCCCCGUCCAGCACCCCGCCGCCGCCUCGCUUCUUGAGCGAGAAGAAGGUCCAGCACGAGAGCCUGGUGAUAGGAGCCAUCGAGAACGCCUUCAAAGAGAUGGAUGCCCAGAUCGAGAGGGAGAAGCAAGUUUAUAACAUCACGGGGGGAUGCACGGCUCUCGCUGUCGUCUACCUGCUCGGAAAGCUAUACGUGGGGAAUGCAGGUGACAGUAGGGCUAUCAUUAUUAGAAACAAUGAGAUCGUGGCCAUGUCGACGGAAUUCACGCCGGAAUCGGAGAGACAGCGGCUCCAGUUCCUGGGUUUCAUGCAGCCUCACCUGUUAGGAAACGAGUUCACGCACCUGGAAUUUCCCCGGAGAGUUCAGAGGAAGGAGGUGGGCAAGAAGAUGCUCUACAGAGACUUCACCAUGAACGGGUGGGCUUACAAGACCAUUGAAGAUGACGACCUCAAGUUUCCGCUAAUAUACGGGGAAGGGAAAAAGGCUCGGGUGUUGGCCACUAUCGGUGUGACCCGCGGGCUCGGCGACCACGACCUCAAAGUCCAUGACUCCAACAUCUACAUCAAGCCGUUCCUCUCCUGCUGCCCCGAGGUGAAAGUGUAUAACCUGGCGCAGUACGAGCACGGGGCCGACGACGUCCUGGUGAUGGGAACGGACGGGCUCUGGGACGUCCUGUCCAACCAGGAAGUGGCCGAGGCAGUUACUUCUUUUCUAGCCAACUGCGACCCCGACGACCUGCACAGGUACACGAUGGCCGCGCAGGACCUGGUGAUGCGAGCCCGUGGCGUGCUGAGGGACAGGGGCUGGAGGAUCACCAACGAGCGCCUGGGCUCCGGGGACGACAUCUCGGCCUUCAUCAUACCGCUGAUGUACGGCAAUCGUCAGCCCUGAGGGAGCCCGGCAGAGACGCUGCCGUAAGAGGGACCCUGAGGGGCCUGCGGGCUCUCAAACCAACAGGACUGUUGGGUUAGUCCUGUACUCGAAUUCGUUUUUUUCCGCAGUGCCGUUUGCACUUUUAUUUUCUUCCUGAGGCCAAGGUCAGGUGGGACGUGUUGACGAUGCUUGAUUUUCUUUUUCCUCUACAGGAGUUCAGGAUUGCCCAGACACUAAUUUGGUGGGUGUGGGGGGGGGGAACUACAGCAGUCAGAGACACUCUUAGACACUUGGUUAUUUAAUUCAUCUUGUGGCAUUAUUCGAAAGAAAUAAUUCGGUUCGGAACCGUGAUCAAGGAACGUAGUGAUUGGGCGGUUGAGCUGAACUUCUGCAGAGAUGCGAGAAAGAAAAAUAGGCAAUUUUUCUUCCAAAGUGAAGAAUAGACCCCUUUCUUUCUUUUCUCCUCCCUACCUCUCUUGUAAUGCUGUACAAUACUUGACUUCUUCUUUUUCUAGCCUCUCUUUUAGUCCCCUUUUCCUGCACAGUCAAUCUUGUUUGUUUCUUCCACCUAACCCUGACCAUGGACGGAGCUGACAGGUCAGGUGCAUUUUCUUGUUUUUGCCACAGUGUGGCUGCGAAGGAUUAUUACGCUGGAAAAAAACAAACACUUCCGGUGGUCAACAGAUAACGGAGCCGACGAUGCGGACGCAGAAGAAAAAAAGAUGAAGACUUGGGAGUCAUCCACCCGAUGGUAGCGAGACUGACAAGGAAUCUGUUUCACUGAUGGGAUAGAAAAAUAAACUCAUAUGAGGAUCUAAGCCUAUACGGAUCAACAAGAAGCAUCAUAGUUUGAUAUGGUGAGCGGGCAGAGUCUGAUAUGGGAAUUGCUCCAGAAAAUUGUCCACUGUUACAAGUCAUUUAAUCUGAUGUUGAUUCCAAAAAAUUGAAUUGGGCUUCGGUAUCUCGACAUUGGUUGCAGCUUUGGUGGUGAUUAGCAGCGUCUGUUGUUUGCCGUCAUGGGUAAUUAAAAGAUUGGUUUAAUGUUUUGGGGAGAUGCAUGUAUUUCCUUUUCUGAUGAAAAGAUUGAUACAACUUUCAUGUUGGAGGCUAGAGGAGACCGUUGGAUAACUGAAGCGUAGCAGAAAGACUCAAAAGAGGCAAAGACGACUACAGCUUGCUUAUUAGUCCAAAUAUGAUUUUUCUUUUCUUCUUCUAGGCUAUGUAAAACCUCUAAAGGUGAAGAUUUAAAGUUGGAAGGCAUAUCUUUUCUUAUUUUUGCCAUAGUGUUUAUAACCUAAGCUAAUGGUCUCUUUAAUGUGGAUAGGUAUUGAUCUUCUCCCCUUGCUCCCAGCAAAUUAAGCUAAUUUAUUUCUAAAUUGAACACUUUUUUUUUUUUUUAAACUAAGCAAAAAAAUUUCCCAAAAAGCUCAAGACUAAACAUCAGAUUAAAUGACUUGCACUGCAGUGUAGUCGCACUUUAGCCCGACCCGCGUUGCUCACCGAGGGGGCCACGACACACGAAAUAAUGAAAGAGGUAAAUAUUCCCUGCAGCAGGGAGGAUUUAAAAAAAAAAUGAAAUAAUAAUCAAGAAAUACAAUCAAAGCCGAGAUGAAGACGAGUUCCACGGAGACAAACAU